UAAUGUGAACUACAUCCAAGUUUAUGUGCAAUGGCACAUAUUUUACAUUAAGGAAUAAGUCAGAUAUGAGUGUAGCUCUAGAUGUUGUUAAAUUUUGAUUAUGGCUUUAUUAGUUUGCAUAAUGCAGGUUUGCCCAUUGUUAGGUGAACAAUACAUUAUGUUAUUCAUGUUGUUAUGAUUUUUAAAAAAAUUAUUCUUGGAAUUGAUAUUGUUAUACCACACACAAGUUUACUUACUGUGCAGUUUUGCCAUUAUAAGAGAACAAUUAAAAUAUUUUAUUUAUUUGCUAUGAUUUUAAUAGGAACUGUCGUACGACAGUAUCAACUUGCCAGACUUCUAUAUACCAUAUACACAUUAGCUUGAAUUAUAUUUAUUGUGACUGUGAUUUUUUUAGUGCUUGUACUUCAGCUUCUAGCAUUGUAUAGCUUGAUAGUGCCUAAAUUUGUUGCAUGUUGAUGCCAUAACUUUGUGAUUGAAAUUCGACUCUUAAUUAUUUUGAGCCGUCAGCUUUAAACUUAGUUUUUAUUACAAAAAGUUUAUUUACAGUUUAAUAGACAUUUCUUAUUUACCAGUAUAGGCAUUGUUGUUUUUUUUAGCUCUUGGUGUGUACAUGAUUUGAGCCUCAGAGAUGGCAGAAGAAAUGAUCUUCCUGGAAAAAGUUCUCUAUUUCCUUGGUUCCAUUGUUCUCCUUCCAUUUUUACUGCAGUAUAUUGAUGAUUAUAUUAUGUUGUGAUAUUUUUUAGAUGAAACAGUCAAUUGUUUUAUUGGAAUGAGGGUUUUGAAUACUUUUUUGAAAUUUGAUGUAGUAUAAAAUGCUGCAUAUAGUGCUAAAAUUACGUGACGUCACCUGCGCUGCUUAUUUUUUAUAAAAAUAGCGCCGAUAACUUUUGCAUCAGUGGUGACAAUGGAGGAAGGAGGGAGAAUGUCUCCGCUCGAUGGAAGGCCAACACUCGAUGAAUUGGCUCGCUAUAUUACAGUGGGCGUGAAGUGGAAUCUGUUGGGAGUUCAGCUAAAGCUGGAUGACCGUUUGCUGGACGUAAUUGAUCAUGACAAGCACUCUACUGAAGACAAAUUAUGUGCUAUGUUUCAAGCUUGGUUGCAUGAAAAACCUGAAGCCACUCGAAGAGAUGUUAUAGAGGCUUUGAAAAUUAUAAAAGAUCUUGAUAUUGCAGAGAAAUACGAAAAAACAUGGAAAGAAAAGAGUGUUGACCCACCUAAAAACAUUGAAAAAUCUCUUGAAAGAUGUCGCUCACAGAUUGAAAAACCAGCUGAAAAUGAGCAAGACUGGACCAAGAAGUUUUAUUAUUUAAAGGAAAUGUUCGAUCGACAUGUCUUGCCACCUAUCAUGGAAUUAAUUCGUGUGGAUGAUGCUAAACGUCGCUUUCGAAAGACACUUCACAACAACUUUGGCUGCAAUGAAGAGUUUCUAAAGGUGCACAGAAGUGAUCUUGAUAAAAUAGAAAAAGUUGAAGAUUUUGUCCGGUUCUUGAUUGAUCUCAAUUUUUUAAGCUACCUCAACUUUCAGCACUUGAAAGAGCUUGCUGGUGAUGAUUGUGCUGCUUAUUUUUCUGAUUAUGAAAAGAUAUACUGUAAUGUUUUUAGUGAAGUUUCUUUGCCACACAUUGCCUCUGUUUUUCGUAAUAAUCCUGGUCUUGUACCUGGAGGAAUUUUUGGUUUUCCUACUUUGAAGUUUGAGUUGAAGCAACCAAAGUCAUAUCCCAGUUUGCAAGAUUGGAUAACAUCCCUUCAUCCACGUCUGCCCUCUCACAUUGCUAAUAUACAAGCUGGUGAUGACGGAUCCGUCACUAUCACAUACACCAUGUACCCGCCCCAUAAUUUCUCCUUUGUAUUGUCUAUUCUUGAAGAAUCAGAUUUUGUAAAGUUUCUUGUGAGCAAUGAAGUUACUCCACAUUUGAAGCUCUGCAAAAAUGAAGGAGCAUUAAAUUUGCCUUUGACUGAUCAUGAUGAUGGGGAUGAUUCAAAUAUUAAAAAUAGCACUCAAGACAGCAAAGACACAAAAUCACCACCAGAUUCUGCACCUUUGCCAAAUCAAAUUUUGUGUCCUUUGGGAAUACAACAAUUUGAUUGUCCAGUUGGUCCUGUUGUUCAACAUGAAGGUAAAAUGUCAACUACAAAAGAUCUCAUAGCAAAGCUCAAAAACCCAAACAAUAAGAUAAAGGUGCAGCCAGCAUUACUUUCAUUCAAUGGCCUGCCUAAAAGUGGGAAAACCACAGCUGUCACACGAUUCCUAGAUUAUGUUGUAGAAAGUUCCCUUGAUCCAAUUAGCAAAAAGAUUAAUCGCCCAGAAGAGCAUGUGGGUAUUGCUGCUUAUGAUUUGAUAGCAGUUUCAUCUGCACAUGGCAAUGAUUAUAAAGUCACAGAAGCAGCACAAGAGUCAAGCUUUGCAUUUGGAGUUCUUUCACUUUUUCAAAGUAUGGAAGCUAAAGAAAGAGUACCUCUUAUUGAUACCAGCCCUAUACCUGUAAAGUCCUUUGAUAAUUUUGAGUUGGAUGAUCACUUUCGUUACAUGUACAGCUUCCUGCAAUCACAAAAUUCGAUUCCGAAAAGUGCUGAGCACAGCUUUCUGCAAUUUGUUCCUGAAGGUAUUGCUCUUGUCAAUAUUUGGGAUUUGGCCUCCAGCAACACUGUACAUCAUCUCUUAUCAGCACUGGAAGGUUAUCUCUUUAAUUCGUACCUGUGGCUCUUUGUUGACCUUGAAAAUGAUCUUGGAAGGCUGGAUGAGAAUUUUGAAAUACCAAAAACUGGACGUGACGGUGCUAUUUUUUUGAAGCAGCGACCUCGCCUUCAUUACUUGCUUCGCUCAUGCUGGAGUACUAGAGAUAAUCACAAACAAAGAAAAAGAGUAUGCACCAUGUUUGCCAAUCAUAAAAAAACAGGUCCAGGUGAAGCCCGUGACAAAGUUAGUAUGUUAAAGGAAAAAGUUCAGCCAAUAGCUAAUCACAUUGGUGUCUCAGAGCUUCUAGAGGACAGGAUAGAAGGUAUCAAUUUAGAGCAAGAUCACAAACGUCUUCAUGAUAAGUUCCAGCUGAUUCUUAAAGAUGAAAUACCCUUUGAUGAGAUACCUCUUUCUUGGCUUUUCCUUCGUAGCCUGUUUUAUCGUUUUAAAAAAAUGUUUGUCUCAAAAGAUGAAUUGAUGGAAAUGGCAAAAGAAUGUGGUAUGGAUGAAUGCUCAGUUGAUGAUUUCUGCAAAUUUUUCACAUCAUUUGGAAGCAUAAUUGAUCUUAGUCUUGUUGAUCCUGAUUACCAGCAUGUCAUUGUUAAGCCUGUUACUUUCUUAGAGUCACUUGACAAGUUUUUUGCUCAACAAAAUGGUGCCGCAUGUCAGGAUUACCCAACAAUGGAGUACGGAAUUGUUCCAGAAAAAGCUUGUCGAAAAAGUUUCAAAGAUGACUGGCCCAUUUUCAUGGAUGCUCUUGUUUGCCUUAAUUUAGCAACACCUGUUACAACUCGUUUCCUAGAAAUGCCUCCUAAUGUUCUUCUUGAUCGCAAAGGCAAUUACUACUACAUUCCUCUGUGCUGCACUGGUCCUUUGAUUGAUGAGCCAGAUCCAUUCUCAGUGCAUCUCCUGACUAAUAUCAAUACACCUCAUUUUUUCAAGCAGGUGUCUUUUGCUAAGCAGCUGCUGGACACUUUGCCUGAGCCUGUACUGGUUCCUUGCAAGAGUAUGAACCAGACAAUCAUCAAAAAUUUAUCUACAGACACGAUUAUUACCAUCUCAUCUCAUGUACCAGCAAUUAAGCUGAAAGUUGAUAAGCCAAAUGAAGAAGUUUGUGCAUUUAUCAUUCAAGCUACCGAAAAAAUAGCCAAGGAAAGUCGCAUACCUGUGAAGUACAAAUUUGUUCAAUUUUGCUCUAAAAGUCCCGUUACGAAAGUUGAGUCUCUACCUUCUGCUUCGUAUCAUCGUCUUCCAAAGAUCAUGUGUAAAAAGUGCCGGAAAGAUCCCAGAUUUGACAAGUUAUUAAAAGCCUGGACAGAAGCAUUACUUGCGAAUGAAAUACCGGAUAAAUUUAAAGCAACUGGAGAGGUGAAAAUUGAUGAACUUUCUGAGAUUGCAGAAAGAAUAAGAACCAUAUCACCAGCUACUGAUAAUAUAUCUGAUAUAGCACAAGUUUUUGGGGUGGAAAUCUCAACAGAAGAAGAUCCCAUUGGGGACAUACUCAUGAAAUGGAAUGUUGAAAAGAAAAAUGCUGGUGAUUUUGAGCCAAGACGCGCCUUGGCACAAUUGAUAUACCCAACCCUUGGUGAAGUAAUGGCAGGAAAGGCUCCAGAUGAGAAGAAAGCAGGAAUAAGGCAAAAGUAUGAAACGCUAGCAAAGGAAAUUGAUGUGUAUUACCAGUUUGUUCCUUAAUUUGCUUCAUUAUUUUGUAAUGACUUUGCUUAAUACUACUUACUUAACACUUUUUGCUGUUAUUUAAAAUGCUGAACUAUUGAUUAUUUUGCCUGUGCAAUUAAUUAACUGCUAUUAUUUGUCGGCUACUUGAUAUGCUAUUUUUAUACAUAUAUAUAUUAUAAUUAAUGCUGCUGGCAGCAUUAAUUGCUGAUUUGCUGUAUAUUUUAAUUUUUAAAACAAUGGUUUUGACUACAAAAAUGAUGAAAAUCAAAAAGGAAAAUGACAGUAAUAAUAAUUAAUAAUAAAUAAAACGCUGGAGCUUGUAAAUA
Molecule: messenger RNA, 4680 nt
Organism: Amphimedon queenslandica
Lineage: Eukaryota; Metazoa; Porifera; Demospongiae; Haplosclerida; Niphatidae
Exons: 8
Coding region: 905-4369 (1154 amino acids)
Biological process (GO): signal transduction
Molecular function (GO): protein binding
Source: RefSeq, a predicted model, not a curated record